AUGAAUUUCUUGUUCGCCACCAACUCCCCUCCUGCUCAACCCAUAACCGCCCUCGCCUGCAACACCGCCAUUUCUCACAACCACACAACAAGCGGCUCACCCAGCGCAGUCUCACCCACAACCCCAGGGACCCUCCAGGACAUUGAACUCCUCAUCGACAUCGAGGCUUCAUUCCACGGAGUUCUUCUCGGUCUGCCAGAGGAAUCAGCGGGAGCAGUGCUCAAUGUAACGGCGAUUCUUCAUGUCCGCAAGAAGCCCAUUCGUGCUUCGAAACUGACGGCGACUUUUGACGGACGAAUCAAGGUCCAGUGCAGCGACGGCGCGACCUUUGGAUCCGAACAAUAUCGCGAGCGUGUUUUGGCUCACAAGGAUUGGGUCCUCUGGGAGGCAGGAUCAUCGGCAGCAGGUUCUGGAUCAAAGAACCAUAUCCCUGUCGGAACACACUACUACCCACUCUCGAUCCAACUGGAUGGGGCCUUACCUCCAACAUUCAGUGGCAAACAUGGAUCCAUUCGAUACAUCCUCUCGUCAUCACUCCUCCGGCCGCUCUUCUACAGCGACAUCAACACUGUCCAGGAUAUCGAAAUUAAACGCUGUCUCGUCAGCGAGGAAGCUCGGAGUAAUAAUAACAACGGCUUUUCGACACAGUAUCAGGAUCAGCUCGAUCUCGGUUCGCUGCUCGUGAACCAGCUUUCGAGGGCGGGAAUCUCGGGUGCAUUAGGCGAUCAGUUGGACGAUGCACAUGCUGCGGACAUGCCUAUGGGUCCUACCACCAUCACACAUCACAACACCCACAGGGAGCUUCUCAGAUACACUGCAACCUCCCCGCCUAUCGCCCAUCUGGAGGGCGGUCUCAUCCACAUCGACCUCACGCUCGAACCCCUUCCUCCUGGUUCCUACAUUUACUCGAUUGCGUACGGCCUCAAGGAAGUCAUCCAUUACAGGUCAUCGGCUACCGGCAAUCUGGCCGACAACAAGGCAGAGAUUCUAUACCCGAUCGGACAACAAACGGUCAUCAUUCCCCGGGACCAGGAGCGUGAGCGAUCCAUGUCCAGCGCUGGCGCUGGAGCAUCGACCCGUCAAUUGCUGGAACUGCGACCUUGCCCUCUGCUCACCAACGUCGACACCAUCACGCCGCUUAUCGAGAUUCAUCAUCGGAUUACCUGUAAUGUGGCGAUUGUCUUGCCGGAUCCUGUCCAUCAUCGCAACACCAUCUCUGGGAACAGGAGUCCCAAUGGCUUUGGAGGAAGAGGCGACUAUUCGAAUGAUCAAAAUGGGGGCGCACCCAGUGGGGGCGGGAUCCUUCGACGACUCAACUUGACUCCGCAGCCUCUCACACCUAGCCUGAACCUUGUCGAUUCGACCGGCACAGAGGUCACCAACAAUGUUGUUCUUUUGGGCGAGCCCACGCACUCCAUUAUCGAGCCUGCACCGAUGCCUGCAAGUGUCGAGUUGAACGAUGCGCCACCUCCACCACCCACUUCGCAGAUCGAGAGCACGCUGCUUGAGUUUCCCAUCAUCUUGACAUCCCGGUACCCCUCAGUCAGGACACAAGUCGCACAACAACAGGCCGACACGUUGGCCGAGGAGCAGAUUGUUCAAGAUGCUGUGCACGGAGGCGAGAACGACUAUGCGUACCAAACGUUGGGAGCCAGUAGUUAUUCAUCGUCACAGCUCACGGCACCAGCUCGUUCUCGCUUAAUACCCGCCGGACCAACAGACAACCAUAGCGCAGCAGCACCCGUUCAGCAGUUUGUUCACAACCAGGUAAUCGCCCCUACCAUCAUCCCAGCCACUGGAACGACUAUUCAGCCGAUGGCGAAUGGAUCUCUGGCGGUGCCUUCAGCCAUGUCGACAUCUCCAUCGUCCUCCGUCAUGUCGUCCAGGAGUUCAACAGAUAAUUCAGGUGCAGACCAAGGACAGUCGUCUUCAUCGUCUCGAGGGUCACCCGAGGUGUCGUCACACAGUACCAGCCCGACAUCUUCAGACUUUGCAACCUCGUCGUCGUCCGAUGGCUCACCUACGAAUAAUGUCAGCAUCGGAGUUUCAGCUAAUGUCUUGAGCGCGCCUCGUGGCCCUGCACGGAGCGGUAUCAGCGAUGGUCUCAGAGCCGCGGCCGCUGCCGCCGCUGCCCCACAGUCGGGGAUCGAGUCAGUGACGACAAGUCCUUUGGCCUCUCUCUCGCGUCCCCCAUCCUAUGGCCGACCCACUGCCGCACUCCCCGUUCUUUCCGCACCAUCACCGCCCCAGGAUGAGUUGCCAAAGUACGAAGACGUGAUGGUGUAUGGAGGCAACAACAACACCAACAGCUGCGGCGGCAGCAGAUCAGAAUCCGGGUUAGGCAUCACGAUCCCUCGUUCUUCACCAAUGUCCAUGCCCAUGCAUGUGCCCAGCCGUGGAAGCCAUUCUACUAGCCCUCAAGUUACCUUCAGCCCACAGUCGAUUAGCAUGUCUCACUCACCAUUGCGACAGCAGAUUUACAGGAAUAGUGGUGGUCGUAUUCUGGCCUCCCCACCGACCUCGAGCCCGAUUUCGCCAGCGACAGAGGGCGCGCUCUCGAUUGGUCGUGAUGGACAACGGUCGAGUCCUCAGGCGAUUCGGGAACAUGGACAUGGACAUGGACAUGGACAUGCCCGGACAGGGUCUUCGACCUCCAUGUUGCAUUCAACGUCGUUGGCCAGAAGUCAGCACUCCAGUUCUGGAUUCCUGUCAUUGACACCUACCACCGCCGCCGCUACAGCUGCCACCACCACCCAACUGCAGUACUCUUUCCCGACUCAAUCGCCCAUCCAGCGUCAGGCCAGUAUCGGACAGCAGCAGCGUCAUCAGAGGCAACGGAGUGUAGGCGCCGCAACGAUUAUGGGAUCGCUGGGUUGCAACGGAGGGUACCUUUCUCAACAGCCUGCUGCGUUGUCGAUGUCGUCGUUUGAUUGUAUCAGUGCGGCGGCGGCAUCGUCGUCCAUCCUUGUAUCCAAUGCAGGCCGAGCCACCUCUCCGCCUGCCUAUGUAGAGUAA
This is a messenger RNA of Linnemannia hyalina, 3015 nucleotides long. Lineage: Eukaryota; Fungi; Mortierellomycota; Mortierellomycetes; Mortierellales; Mortierellaceae. The record is from the annotation of a GenBank genome assembly.